Molecule: messenger RNA, 1573 nt
Organism: Drosophila navojoa
Lineage: Eukaryota; Metazoa; Arthropoda; Insecta; Diptera; Drosophilidae
Gene: acs
Product: arcus
Biological process (GO): amino acid transmembrane transport
Cellular component (GO): vacuolar membrane
Molecular function (GO): L-amino acid transmembrane transporter activity
Source: RefSeq, a predicted model, not a curated record
UUUCGGGGCUCUCGAGCUGGAUCGACGCGCAUUCACUGUUUAGUAGCUGCGCGUUGGGCAUAUCGUUUGGUUGUGCGUUCCACAAAAAUAGAAGAGAAUAGACGUAAAUCCUAGGCGUAUCUCUUUAUCUAAAUAGCCUUCCGUGUGUGAUAAACGAUUUAUGUUUUAGCCGAGUAGCUUCCACAAACAGUAAUGCAAGACGAUAGCAAAAAUGAUUCGGUUGCGAUGCCAACGUCCAAGGCAAACAUUGACGACUACGAUCCGCACAUGCAUCGUAAAGUUAAGAAUCCAACAAACAACUGGCAGACUUUUGCGCACUUCCUGAAGGCCUCCAUAGGUACCGGAGUCCUGGCCAUGCCCAGCGCCUUUGCGCAUGCGGGCUAUGUGAACGGAUUUGUUCUGACCGCGAUCAUCGGCCUGCUGGCUCUAUACUGUCUGCACAUAUUGAUCAACAGCAUGUAUAUACUCUGCAAGCGCCAGCGUGUGCCCUACAUCAGUUUCUCCGAGUCCAUGCGACUCGGCCUGCAGGAGGGUCCGCCCAUACUGCGAUGCCUGGCGCCAAUCUCUGCCCCUUUUGUGGAUGGCUUCUUGGCCUUUUACCACUUUGGCAUCUGCUGUGUCUAUGUGGUCUUCAUAGCCGAGAGCAUCAAGCAGCUGGUGGAUGAGUAUCUCGUCGUCCUGGACGUGCGCCUGCACAUGUGCUUCCUCAUCAUUCCGCUCAUGCUGAUUUUCAGCAUACGCAACCUGAAGGUGCUGGCGCCCUUCUCCAGUGCUGCCAACUUGCUGCUCUUUGUGGGCUUUGGCAUCAUCUUGUAUUAUGUCUUUGAGGACCUGCCGCCGCUCAGUGAACGCGAGGCCUUUGUGAGCUACACCAAGUUGCCCACGUUCUUUGGCACGGUGCUCUUCGCUCUGGAGGCAGUGGGCGUGAUCCUGGCUAUAGAGGAGAACAUGGCCACGCCGCGCGCCUAUGUGCAGCCCUGCGGCAUCAUGAACUGGGGCAUGACCGUCGUCCUGAGUCUCUACAUAUUUCUGGGCUUCUUCGGCUACUGGAAAUACGGCAACGAUGCUCUGGGCAGCAUCACGCUCAAUAUACCCCAGACCAAAGUUCUCGCUCAGGUGGUCAAGAUCUUCUUCGCCAUCACCACAUACAUAUCGUAUGCACUGCAGGGCUAUGUCACGGCGCACAUAGUGUGGAAUCAGUACCUGAGCAAGCGGCUAGCGAAUGUGAAGAAGCACACGCUCUAUGAGCUGUGCUUUCGGGCGCUCAUCGUGCUGCUCACCUUUGGCUGCGCUGUAGCCAUUCCGGAUCUGUCGCUCUUCCUCUCGCUCGUCGGCUCCUUCUGCCUGUCCGUGCUGGGGCUCAUCUUUCCGGCUCUGCUCCAGAUCUGCGUGCAAUACGCGACGGGCUAUGGACCGUGUGGCAUGCGGCUCGUUGCCAAUCUGCUGCUGCUGCUCUUCGGCAUCUUUGGCGGCGUGGUGGGCACCUAUGUGAGCAUUGUGGACAUUAUCCAGUCGAUGUCGGGCAAAGUGGCUUAACUCGGAGCACUAAAAUACUUUUACCAAUACACUAAUA